Molecule: messenger RNA, 2750 nt
Organism: Stylophora pistillata
Lineage: Eukaryota; Metazoa; Cnidaria; Anthozoa; Scleractinia; Pocilloporidae
Product: transmembrane protein 168
Source: RefSeq, a predicted model, not a curated record
UGCUACGUGUCAAGAGACCGCCUUAAUAAUUGGGAAUGGUUUGACAAUCAGUCCCCACAAAGCUCAGAAACUAAAGUGGAAAUUACAAGCUCGAACUCUAGUAGCUAGGUGAACGGUGAUAAUUCUACAAGAUUCCUUCAGGAGAAAAUUAAAACAGCGAAUUGUUUAAAAGAAACUUUUGCUUUGAACACGGGUGUGACUCUUUCAAUUUCAUCUGAUGGGCAUGCUGCCUAAACUCUCAAGUAAGCUCGUCAAGUAUUCAUCCGCCCUUUGCCUUCUUCUUUUCUUCGCUGGGGCUGCAAAUGGGAUCAGAGAACGCUGGUUGCACCAUACAACGGAUGGAAGCAUUCACUUUCUCGCUAUCGCUGUUGCUAUUGCUGUGUUGAUUUCAAUAGCUGCCUAUCUGUACGGUUACCGAGAUUUUGCUAGAGGAUUCUGUCAUCUGUGGAUAGGCUUUCUCUUCAGCGUGUUGUCCUUCACGGAGAUCGCAUUCGACCAUUUGAUAGACUCUUUGCAUGACUUGGACUCGACAGAUAUUCUUAUAAUGACCAGCACUUGGGUACAUUGCUUCAAGAUUUUAUCAGAACGAAUUUGCACCUCUCCAACAUAUGAAUCGAAAUUCAUGACUACAGAAGAGUUCUUGCUUCUCCUUGGAUUCCUUUCAGGGUCAACGGGAACAAUGUAUUUUGGUAGCAUGCUCACAAUCAUUUCUGCAGUGAUGAUGCAUUUGCUGGCCUUUCACAUGAAAUCGAGCGUUUCUCUUCUAAGUGCUGCCUUGCUGUGCUUUUUAGGUGGUGCAUAUUACUUUCCAGCAAGUGAGGUCAACUACAAUCCAUUUAUCUUAUCAGCUUUUAUCAUCUACCUUUCGUUUGAAUCAUUGGUUGACAUUUAUUUCUCUAGACUGUCCCUUUUGGAAACAUGGAAAGAGUUUAUCUUCCAGAGUAGAUGCAUUCACAGAUUGCAGAUUCUUGCUGUGACAGUUUUGGAAGCCCUGUUUUACACAUUUAGUUCUCAGCUUAUUAAAGAUACUGAACUUCCAGUCUACAGACUACCGAUAUUUGUAUUUUUGUCCAUACCAUGGGUUGUGUUUCAUUUCAUGUUUAUUUUAACGUGCUGGGGAUUUGUUGGAAAACUAGAAGAAUGCACAAAUGUGGUGAAAGCAAGAGGAGAGCUUAGUGACAAUAGCAUGUCGGAAGUAAUGGCUUCCAAAGGUGUCCGUCACUUCUGUUUGGUGUCUCAGAUGGUCACACUAUACACACUUUCUUCAACAUCUCUGAUCAUAGCAUCAGCAUGGCAGGAAACAAACCCAGUAUUUAUCAGCAUGUUGUUGAUCAUUCUUCCUGUCGAACUACUUGUCUAUGAUAUUCUUACAAAGCUUGGGAAAUCUGUGGGAGGAACAGCCAUUGGUUAUGCUGUGGUUGCACCUGCACACAAGUACAGCCCAAGUGGUAAUGCUGUUCUUCUUGAAGAAACUGCCUUCCAGGCUGUCAAUACUAAGGCAAUGGAACUGAUAAUCAUUGUGUCCAGAUUCUUUUCUGGUCAUAUGAUUCACAACUUUGGAACAGACUUCUCAACAAGUGGGAUUUCAGCUGACUAUAUUGAAAAGAAAAUCACAUCCUUUUUUGAGCAGCGCAUCCUUCCAGGUUUACACUAUGACACUUACAUUCUGUAUUACAGUGGGCAUGUGACCAGUGAUGGUGACUGGGCUCUUACAGAAAAUAAAACACUCUCAUUGGAGACAAUCUUGAAGUGGUGGAGAAACAAAAAUUCAUCAACAGGAGCAAGGCUUCUGUUGUUUUUGGAUACUGCUCACUCAGACAAAUGGGUAGACGACAUUUGGAAAAUUGAAAAUGACUUCAUAGCAAUUCAAACUGGAAAAUUAACUGCUUCUUUUGACGAAGAGCUGGGAAAUACAUUUCCCUUGGGUGAGCUCACAAAGCUAUGGGAUGAUUUCGACACCACUGCAGCAAAACCUGAAAAUUACUGGGACAAAAACAGUGUGAAAGUGAAGCCAAUUUAUGGUGUUUCAAGGGAAUGGUGUUGUUUUAAGUUUCAUGAGCCAACAGUGGAAGAUAUUGCACAGCAUGUGGAGCAAAAUUUUCCUCGAGUUAUCAAACCAAUAACAAAGAUUUUCACCCACUUGCCAUGCAACACAAACAUGCUUAGUGUGUUUGACUGGUUCACACAUGGGUGUCGUCGAAUGAAGAUGCGAUGGUUCCCUCCAGCAGUUUAUGAUACUGGACAUGGAUUUAAUCUUGUGCGUUGAUGUUAAAAUUUUGAUUGGAUGUGAGCUUUGAAGUGAAAGCCAAACCCACGACUGCAUUGUAUUCUGUAAUUAGCAAUUAUCAAAGUAGAUAUGUAAAAGCUGGAACAAUCAAAAUGGAUGGAAUCCACCAAUUAUAAUAGAGAAUCAUGACCUGUCAAAUCCAACAACACAUCUCAGGUUUGCAUGGAGGUCUACAAUGUGCUCUACAGAAACAGAUGUUAUGAACAUUUCUGGUGUGUCUGUUUUUGCAUGAGGCAAUAAGCAAGAUCUUAUGUAAUCUUUACAAGGAUUUCCUAGACAUUUUCAGACCUAAGCAGAAACACUCAAAAACAGAUUCAUUACAAUUCUUUUGACAGCAGUUGUAUGAUUCUAAUAGUCUGUCAGUUUAUUAAUACUUAUCUUAAUUCUCUCAACAUGUUUUUUUGAUUGUGCAUUAGAAUGGUGAGAGGAAGUUAGAUACAUAUCAAAGUUAAUUUUCAGUGAA